Molecule: messenger RNA, 4192 nt
Organism: Pocillopora damicornis (cauliflower coral)
Lineage: Eukaryota; Metazoa; Cnidaria; Anthozoa; Scleractinia; Pocilloporidae
Product: centlein
Biological process (GO): centriole-centriole cohesion; protein localization to organelle
Cellular component (GO): centrosome; centriole
Source: RefSeq, a predicted model, not a curated record
AUGGCGGUUGAAAGAGUCUGUUGAGUUCUACUCGAUUUUAACCAAGUUUUUGACGUUUUGAGAGCAGAUAUGCACGAUAGAACGAUGCUAGAUAAAAAUAUGAGACUUUAUGCUUCCAUUCUAACGGGGAAUGACUCUAUUUCCGGUUGAAAUCGACGUAUGAUGAUGUGACGUUGGACACGAUGUUGUAGCGAUCGAUUGCUCUUUUGAACAUCAUGGAAGGAGCUUAUCAGCAGAAAGCCAUGGAAGAUCUGAUAGAGGAAAAUCGAGCUCUUCUAGAAGAACUUUCUCAAUGUAAAGCUGAUAAGGAUUUUGUGUGGAAUUUAUGGCGGAGAUUGCAAUCAUCACAACCUGAUGUGACCUCUGUUGUGAGUAUGGUAAUAGCACGCGAACAAGAGAAGAGUGAACACAAAGACAAGAAAGUUUUAGAGAUUUUACAGAUGAAGGAUGAAAAGAUCAAAGAGUUCAAAGAGAGGCUAUUGUCAGCGGAGGAUGGAGCACACUACAGCAAGACGCGAUAUCACGACUUACUAAUCGAGAACGAAGAAUUAAAACAGAAGCUGGACGAGGAACAAAAGAAGUUUUCAACAAAACAAAGAGAACUAAGCGAAGAAAAUAGCUAUUUUUCCACUUUGUUGAAAGCUCAUCAGGCGCAGAAAGAAGUCGAUGAUCAAACCGUUAAAGAAAAUCUGGAUAGUAUUGAAGAGGAGAAGAAUCAGCUAAAAAUUAGGAUCGCUGUAUUAGAGAAGCAAGUGAGUGAUUUUAGCGAGGAAAAGUUGAAUAUGGCUUCGGUUAUCGAAGUUAAUGCAACUCUUGAGGAAAAGAUCAAGACAUUGGAUGGUGAAGUAAGUGCCCUGACCUUAAAAAACACCGAAGUUGCCAAGAAUUGUGAAGAAGCUGAGAUAGAAUUGACUAACAAGGAAAAUAUUUUACAACAGCAGUUACAGUCAUUGCAAGAACAAGGUGAAACAAUUAGAAAAUUAGAGAGCGACUUGGAAGCAGCGAAGAGGGAAUUUGAACUAGUCGGAGAAGAAUGCAAGCAGUCUAUGGUGCAAAUGUCGGAGAAGGAAAGGAUCAUACAGCAACUCGAGGAGAAUGAACAAAGGAGUCGGCAAGCUCUGAUGGAUCGCGAGCAAGAAUACCGCAGAGGACUCGCGUCCUUGCAAAAAUCUGUCGCUGAUUUGCAAAUCCGAUGCUCGGAGUAUCAAGAAAAAGAGACUAAACUGCUGCAGGAUAUUGAGAAAUUAAAGGAAAACUCAAGCAAACAGCGAGAGGAUCUUAACGUCAAGGAAUUGAUAAUUGAAGAAUUGAAGGAUGCCGUGCGAGAGGGAAUUCGUUCGGGAGACGUUUCAAGACGUGAUGAUGAACGAGAAAGCAAGGGAAGAACAAUGGAGAGGAAGGCGAGGACAGAGGCAAAGAUAGAGGAUGGAAGAAGUGGCAGACGCGGUGAAGGAAUUGAACUAGAAAGCUUGCAAGAGCGUGAUGGAAAAGAACUUACCAAUCGCUGCUACGAGACCAUUGAUGACUCCCCAUCUAAAAUCGUAGGAAAUGAAGAAUCGUUGGAAAGAAAGUUCGACAAAAUAGCAGUUCUUCGUGACCUGGAGACUCGGCUGGGCGAAAGUCGCGAUACAAUUGAUGAAUUGAAGAAACUUUUGGAGCUUAAAGACGCGGAACUUGUGGAGACGCGACGCGCACAUGCGCAGCGGCAACAACGCUAUAGGAUGCUCAAAGAGAAUUACCAACUUGUCUUGGAACAAAUUAAAACUUACGAGGCUUCAAAUGCUGACGAAACCGGAAGCGUGAAGCCACUUCCGGAAAGGCCGGAAGAACGUGAACUGAGGCACUUGGACAGUGAUCAAGUAUGGAAGGAAUUGGCUUACUACAGGCACGAAUAUGAAGAACUGGCUAAAGAAAGACAUGAUGUUUUAGAAGAGAUUGAUAUUCUUCGAGUGCAGCAUUCUCACAAUGUCGCAAACAUCCAAGAACUACAAGUUCACCUCCGUGAAGAAAGAGAAGAGAGCAACGUGCUUAGGCAUAAAAUUUCAGCAGAGACACAGGCGUUUGAAGCACAUCGACUUGAAGUGGAGAAACUCGAAGAUCAGUUACAGAGUUGGCAAGAAAAAGCUCUCCGAGGACAGACGAUGUGUAGUGAGCUGGAGGAGGGGAACCAAAUUCUGCGGCAUGAGAUGAAAGCCAUACAAGGCCAAAAUAAAUCUCUUGCGGAGGAGUUCAGUGGUUUAGCGGAAGAGUUUGAGAAUCUUAAAAAGCGCUAUGAUGAACUUGUCAAUAAAGAAGCGAAUAAGAAUGAAAGAGAAAUGUCUGGUGCAGUACCAGACGGAACGGCACGACCUGAUAAUAUCAGUGAAACCGCUCAAGAGGAUGCAGAAUUUGCCAAACAGCACGUUGAAUCUUUGAGUAGUUACGACGAGCAAGUCAAACGCAUUGCUAAUCGAAUUUUAUCAAGCCCUUCUAAGGAUGCCGGAGAAUCAGAAAGGAAAGUCUCCUCGACACAUGGAACGCAAACAGACCCUGUCCCUUGUUUUGUCGACACUAGCGUUCAUGUGAACUUAGAUGCAGAAGAUGCCCCAUCAAUGGACGAAGAGGACACGUAUAAUGUCAAGCCUAGUGCGGAAAAGAGAAGAGCUGUCACUACAGAGACUAGAGCUCGUCGGCAAGGUACUCCGCAGCCUAAAAAAGUCGUGAGGAAAACUCCCAGACGUAACGAAUGGGCGAGCAUGAGGCAGCGAAUCCUAAGUCUCACGCAAGAAGUAAAUGCGCUUCGACAGUCCAAGGACAAAGCAGUGAAAGCUCUGAGUGUUCAGACAAGUGACUAUGAAAGUUUACAAACGGAAUACAACGCAUUGCUAAACAAGUUACAUGUCGCCAGGAAUUCAGUGCAGCAUUUGAAUGAUAGCUUGAAGCUUUGCACGCGGGAGAAAGAGCGUUUGGCGGAGGAGCUGAAAGAGAGAAGUGAAAUUGAUUCCAAACCGAGUUCUUUGUCGAUAACAGAGUGGAAGCGUUUGGAAGAGGAGUUACGACAAGCAACGAUGGAAUGCAUUCGGUUAGCCAACAUUGUUAGAACAUUAAACAGCGAAAACGAACAGUUGAGAGCAAAGAUUAAAUACAUUCAAGAAAACAACAUAAGGCUUGAGCACGCAGUGACUCAGAAGAAAACUUUAGUGGACGAAAUGAAAUCUAAGAUGAAAGAAGUUGAAGGAAAAGCUAAAAAAGAUGCGGAGACAGCCAAGAAUAUGGAAGAAAAACUCUCGCAGUUAAAGGAAAGAGAGAAAGUAAGCAGAGUGAGAAUCGAGACACUUGAACAUCGUUUGGAUGGCGAGACUCGGGAGAAACAACACCACCAUCAGCAGCUGUUGAGUUGUCAGAGUGAACUCAAGAAAAAGAUGCAUCAACUGAACAGGUCCCAGACUCUGCGCAACCAAGCCAAAUUAGCUGUCAGUGAGAUGGAAGCGGCGGCCACAUUGCAGCUUCAGGGGUUAGCCAAUCAGAGUGAAGCCACGAUAGCCUCGCUUCAACGAAAGCUCGACAAGGCACAGGAGCGAAUAGAUGAGUUUCAAGCGUUCGUUAGAACACUUGUGGAAGAAACCCUUUCGCGAACACGCAUAAUGCGACGGAAACUAGAAGCACUGCACGAGAAGCAAUGGCGCGAAACUUCAAAGGCGGCUGUGAAAGAAGCUCAAAGUAAGGCGUGUUCGAUUCUGAACUUAUCAUCUGCAGAUCUCGACGACAUUAUGGACGAAAGUGCCAGUCAAAGAGAAGAGGCGAGGCUAAGGAUCGAACAGGAGAAAGCCUGGCUGGCGGAGGUGGAAUCUGCGCUAAAGCGACAAGGAACGUUUGGUGUUCCACUCUUAGAAGUAUUACUGGACUUAGUAGACGACAGAGUGGCAGUUGAAGCGAAAGUUAUGGGGUCGUAGAUCCAAUAUCUAAAUGGAAGGCCCAAGGGCGGUUUUAGAAUCUGUGUCAGAAUAGUCAGCGCCUUCAGAGAAAUUUUCAGCUGAGCGCCGAAAGAAAUCUGAGAUCGCUUUGGUUUUGCGUUUUGUUGUGAUUGGUUCAGAAAAGUCGCGCAGCGAGUAAACAAAGUAAAUAAUUUAAUAAAAAGUACUCAAAGACAAGAAUAGUAAACAUUAAGAUUUUUGUAACAUUAAGCAAUUUAUUGGAGGACUCCAAGUCUUUU